Molecule: messenger RNA, 384 nt
Organism: Caenorhabditis briggsae
Lineage: Eukaryota; Metazoa; Nematoda; Chromadorea; Rhabditida; Rhabditidae
Exons: 2
Coding region: 1-384 (127 amino acids)
Source: RefSeq, a predicted model, not a curated record
AUGUUCAAAUCUUUCAUUUUGAUUGCUUUCGUGGCAUCUGCUCUUUUUGCGGCUCCAGUUCCAGAGAAGGCCCCGGAAGAAUCUCGUGCCGAACUUCUCUCCUACGGUAUUUCUCCAGAAGCAGCCGAUGGUUUAAUUCGAAUUGAAACAAAAACUGAGCAAUCUGGAGUGAGACCAAAUAAUUCAGCUGGUAGUCCAUUAGAAGCAAUUAAUGGAUUUUUCAAAUAUUACCAAGAUGUUGAAUCAUUUAUGAAGACUCAAUCACCAGAAGAUCAAGAGGGCGUCAAGAGAAUUUUGAAGAAAAAGAAGGCGGAGUUAGAUGCGAAAAAUGGCGGGAAAUUAACAAUUUUUGAAUUUUUCGUAUUGAAAUUUGAAUUUGAAUGA